Messenger RNA from Gasterosteus aculeatus aculeatus (three-spined stickleback), 6164 nucleotides. Its product is annotated as protocadherin alpha-C2. Gene Ontology annotation, biological process: homophilic cell-cell adhesion. NCBI's taxonomy places the organism in Eukaryota, Metazoa, Chordata, Actinopteri, Perciformes, Gasterosteidae. The record is from RefSeq and is a predicted model, not a curated record. Gene Ontology annotation, molecular function: calcium ion binding. Gene Ontology annotation, cellular component: plasma membrane.
GGUAAAACAGCUGACCAGUUGAACCACAAUGAAAGUAAGUCUUCAUUGUUAUUUACACUUUAUUGUUUGUCCUCGAUUCACAUUUGUGUACUUGUAAUCUUGUGAACUCCUCAUCAAAACAAUGUAAGAUUGCUCAUCCGUACUGUCAUUGAGAGGGUAACACAUUACGAAAAUUGCCAGUCACAAUUUCUUCUUCAGAGAUGUUCUCUUACUAAUAUGUUUAGCCAAUGUUUUGUACCCAAAACAUAAUGUAGCUUUGUUACCAACCCUCCUCUUGUAGAUCCAUAAGGCAACUCUGUCUAGGAUAUCAAGUUAUGUGUGUUGUUUUUUAAAUUGGAUCUUAAGAUGUUUCAAAAUCAACAUUUCAUAUUCCAUCCUAUAUAUUUAUCUUUUCUUGCCUCAAAUUUCAAAAGACCACGAGAUGUCGCUAUUAGCUCACAGCAUUUAACAAUUUAUUUUAUUGCAAUGCUCCUCCCCUUUCAUGUAAGGGAGAGGUUUGUAAUUCAUUGUUCGUCGUGAGAGUAAAGCGCAUUGCCACUGUAUUGAGAGGCUCAGAUCUGGAUUCUACACCAGAGAAUAAUGCUACCGCUCAUAAAACAAAUCUUGAAUUAACUUGUUGGGGAGGCUGGACAUAAUGCAACAAGGGGCUAUUUUCAAAAAUUGGAUUAUUGUUUUGUUCCAUGUCUCUCGGAUAUGGAGUCUUGCAGCAGCACAGGUUGUGUAUUCUGUUCCGGAGGAAUCGAGCACUGGCACCGCUGUCGGGAAUUUGGCGAAGGACUUGCAUCUGAAUGUACAGGAUUUGGAAACCCGGAGUUUUCAGAUUUCAGGACCUAAUGCGAAGUAUUUCGAAGCAAAUGUGAAGACUGGUAUGCUGUUGGUAAAAGACAGAAUAGACCGGGAGGAGAUCUGCUCUCGUAAUGUUAAAUGUUCUCUGGAAGUGGAAGCCAUUGUGAACUCACCGCUGAAUCUCUAUCGAUUUGAGGUUAAAAUUGUGGAUAUAAAUGACAACGUACCGUCGUUUCGGAUACCGGGAAUUGCUCUCAACGUGUCCGAAUCAGCUUUUCCUGGCGAAAGAUUUGCACUACCAAAAGCCCUCGAUGCAGAUGUUGGCAGUUACUCGGUUAAAAACUAUAAGCUGAGUCCAAAUGAACAUUUUAGUCUGGAUGUACAGAAUGGUGGAGAGCCGGCGAUGUCUGCUGAAUUGCUGCUGCAGAAAGCCUUAGAUCGCGAGAAACAGCUAGUUAUCAAACUUACACUGACCGCCUUCGAUGGAGGGAAACCUCCUAAAUCAGGCACGUUACACAUCACCGUUAAUGUGCAAGAUGUAAAUGAUAAUAUUCCUAUUUUUGACAAGUCGCUGUAUAAAGCCACAGUACUGGAGAACACGCCGCACGGUGCCACCGUGAUUUCUGUGCAUGCCCGGGACUUAGAUGAGGGUCUGAACGGAGAAAUACUGUAUUCUUUUAUCAACCAAGACAAUAAUAAUGAUGUUGAUCAAUUUGCCAUUAAUCACCAAACGGGAGAGAUUACGGUGAAUGGUGAAUUGGAUCACGAAAAAAGCAACGCAUUCGAAAUCCGGGUUCAAGCGAAAGACAAAGGGGCGAGUACAAGAGCUUCUCAUUGUAAAGUACUUGUUGAAAUCACGGAUGUUAAUGACAAUGCUCCGGAAAUAUCAGUAACAUCCUUAAUCAGCGUAGUGAGGGAGGAUGCACCGCCAGACACAAUGGUUGGGCUCAUAACAGUGAGAGAUAUUGACGCAGAUAAAAAUGGCGUUGUUCAGGUAAUAAUAGUUGAUGCAGUUCCUUUUACAAUUAAAAACACGUAUAAAAAUCAUUAUUCUUUGGUGGUAGAUGGAUCUCUAGACAGGGAACGAGCAUCUCAAUAUAUUGUAACAAUAAAGGCGACUGACGAAGGGGUUCCACCGCUUUCCAGUACAAGCGUAAUAACAGUUCACGUCUCUGAUGUCAAUGACAACGCACCUCGCUUUAAGGAGCCCGUCAUAAACAUUUUCGUAAAAGAGAAUAGUGCCGUGGGGGCCGUUAUCCAUACUAUGACUGCAUAUGAUCCGGAUGUAGAAGAAAAUGCAAAGGUUACGUAUUCAAUAAUAAAUAAAAACAAUAUCAUAGGGUCACUAAUAAACGUCCACUCGGAGACUGGAGAUAUAGUCACCCUGCAGUCGUUUAACCACGAGGAGUUGAAAACGUUUCAGUUUAAAGUUCAGGCCACAGACUCUGGUGUUCCUCCGCUCAGCAGCAACGUGACUGUGAACGUUUUAGUCCUGGAUGAGAACGACAACAGUCCCACCAUCCUCUUGCCCUAUUCUGAGCACGGCUCCGUUAACAGUGAGAGCAUCCCCUAUUCUGCUGAAGCGGGAUACUUUGUGGCAAAGAUCAGGGCUGUAGACGCAGACUCUGGAUACAACGCGCUGCUUUCUUAUCACCUCUCUGAGCCCAAAGGAAACAACCUCUUCCGGAUCGGAACCAGCACCGGAGAGAUCAGGACUAAGAGGAGAAUGAGUGACAAUGACCUGAAGACUCACCCCUUGGUGGUGUUGGUGUCUGAUAACGGAGAACCCUCCCUGUCAGCUACUGUGUCUAUUGACGUGGUGGUGGUUGAAAGCACAGCUGACAUCCAGACUCAGUUCAGACAUGUUCCCCUAAAGGAGGACAGCUUCUCUGACUUAAACCUGUACCUGCUGAUUGGCAUUGUGUCGGUGUCGGUGAUCUUUCUGCUGAGCCUCGUCAGUUUAAUAGCUGUCAAAUGCCACAGGACAGACGGCAGCUUCAGCAGGUACAGCGCCCCAAUGAUCACCACCCACCCGGACGGGAGCUGGUCUUACUCUAAAUCUACUCAGCAGUACGACGUGUGUUUCAGCUCGGACACACUGAAGAGUGACGUAGUGGUUUACCCUGCACCUUAUCCGCAAGUAGAUGGUGAGCUGAUCAGUAUUAAUGGAGGAGACACUUUUACCAGAACUCAGACGUUACCCAACACAGACAAGCCUAAAGGGCCGAGUGGUGACUGGAGAUAUUCAGCCUCCCUGAGAGCAGGAGGUGUAAUGCAGAGCUCAGUGCACAUGGAAGAGUCCUCAGUAAUGCAAGGAGCCCAAGGUGUCCUAGUUCAGAACUGGCCCACUGCAUCCAGCGCCGCCGAUGCUGAAGGAGGAGAGGUGUCCCCCCCAAUGGGUGCUGGAGUAGACAGCAACAGCUGGCACUUUCGCUAUGGUCCCGGCGGUCCUGGUGCACCACCCCAACACCUGAAACCUGGCGAUGUUCCCCCAGAAGCCUUCAUCAUCCCGGGCUCACCCGCCAUAAUAUCCAUCAGACAGAACCAGGGAGGAGAGGACGACAAGAGCGAUUUCAUCACCUUUGGAAAGAAGGAGGAGGCCAAGAAGAAGAAGAAGAAGAAGAAGGAGAAGAAAGACAAGAAGGAUAAGGGGAAGGAUGACGGAGAUGAGUAGAGGAUUUGAAAGAAGAAACAGCAAAGAAAAGGGCGUUGUUAAAACAGAGGUACCAACCAAAGUCCACUGGGCAAGAAGAAAAUGUGAAAGCUAUUUCAUUUUAUUACCUUUUUUCACUGAUAAUAUUUUGAAAAUACUGGCCUCACCAAGAUUUAUUUCAACUUCAGUCUCUUACUUAGGUAAAUUAUUGAUCUUGACUUGAUAAAUAUUAAAAUAAUUUUAAUCGCCCCUUUGUGCCUAACCACCCUUAGUCAACUCAUGUUAGUCAUGGUUGCCAGUAAUAGACAAACACUCUUUGCCCCAGUCUUGAAUACUUUUUCCUCUAACCCACUGGGCACGUUGGCACCUCUGUUUUACCCCCUGCCCAACUGAUGUGUAAACCGUUCUCUCUGAAGAGAAGACAACAAAAAGCGCUGUGCCAGCCGAGGAAAAGAAGAACGACGACAAAGAAGAUUGAGACGGAUGCAUGCCAUCUGCCGCUGGACACGUACCACUUGUAAAUAGCACAGGAGUCACUGAAACUAAGGCUUACAUGACACUGCUGCAGAUUCCUCCGAUAAUUACCAACAGUGUUUCCUAAGAUCUCAAUUGAAAUCACACAUACGCAUGCUCACACAUUCAAACAUGCAAAGACAAAUACACAUAUUUGCCAUGACUUAAUAGACACAGAGCGCACUUGAGAAAUAGGGAGAAGAUCAACUGACAUCAAAGAAAUGUGCUCAAAACAAGACACUGCAAGCUUUGUCCUGCACCGUCACCUAUGUGGUGCGCAUGUGUACAUCAGCUCCCUCAGGGUGGAAGCAGCAUCCUUUGCAACCACUCUGUAUUUGCUCACUGCAUUUGAAGGACACGGAGCGUCGUCUCCUGCCAGAAUCCCAGCUGAGGAAUGCAGAGAGCACUGGAAAGAUGGAGGGAUGGGAGGAUGCCUCAUGUUCGCCUGAGUCCCGCAAACGUAACAUGUGACUCCGCUUUCAGUCAGUGGACUCUGAUGAAAACCUUACAGAAUAUAAGGAGAGCCUUGAGAUUUUGAUAACACCUUCUCUUCUCCCCCUGCCGCAGCAAAAGGCUAAUGCUUUCUGCUUUGAAUGUUUGGUAGCAACCAGUCCUUACCUGAUUCCUUGAGUUUACUACUGCUCACUUGCUUGCAUUUGCCCCAAGCUGCCACGAGCCGCCCUCUCCUCCCCCAACUGCCUCUUCGUGUGAUGAUAAUGUUUCACAACUGGUUCUGUUGUUCAUUCAUUCUCUAAAGAGAUUCCCUGUUACAUGUUUCUGCAUUUUUGUUUUUCCUUCCAGCUUUAGCUGCUUUUUGAGUGUUCUGCAUACCCCCCUUUUCCCCUCAGAAAACUGCGCCUGAGCCCUACUCUGACCCCCCUGCUCAGGAUCGACCCUGGGAAUGGCCUGCUCUGAACAUUGUGGUGUGCUGAGAACAGCAUGGAGUAAUGUGGAUGAGGCCUGGAUAAGCCCAGUCGGGGGUCUACGCCGUGAACUCUUAUCAGAUGUCUCUCAAAGUGCAUAACGGUUCAGUGCUUUUAACUUGCGUACACUAAUUUCCUUUGUGUAGCCACUGUUGAGGUGGGACCGGGUGGGAGGAAGCAGAUUACAACAGUGGAGGCCUGGGAUAAAGCGAGGAGAAAGGUGCCGUGGGCUGGCCCUCCAUCUCCUUGUACAAGAGAGGGGUUCUCCAAAUUGAUUGUUUGGAAUCGUGGAGUCACAUAUUAGCUUCUAUCUACGCUGUAAAUGUAGCAUAGCCGUCUUCUUAGAUUGUCUCUGCAUUAGUAAAUGAAACCUGCUUAACAUCCGAGCAUCUAGGGAUUCCCAUCCCACAGAAAUAUCCCACCAAUCCUCUCACAGAACGUUUUGAAGAAGGGGCACACUCAGGCCUGCUUCUGUUGGUUCCCCUCCCCUGCCUGUAACUUGUUGCCACGUCCCCAAAGUUUUGCGGCUCGGUAUGACGUCACUCCAUUAUGUGGCUGCUGCAUGUACUGCUCUAAGGAAACACAUACUAUAUAGAGAAAUAUAUAUAUAAAUAGAUAGAUGGCUAUGAUUUUAUUAUUUUGUAUCAUUGUUUUUCUUCAUUACUCGCACAGAAGAUAUUUGUAUGUACUUCUGUCUCUGCCCAACAUCUAUGUACUACAAUCAUCAUGCUCCACAGAUGUUGUAUGGCAUCCACGAAACCUCUUUGUAAAUGCUUUAGUGUGAUACCUCUCACCGCAAGUUAAUCAUUUUUAUUUUACCACUAUAAUUUUUCUUUUUGAAAACAAACAAAGCAAGAAAAAAAAUCUCUCCUUGUCCAGCUUUGACAUGACGAUCUUACUAACACUGUAAUAUUGUAACUGAAAUAUGUAUGAUCCUAUGAUGAGCUAUCACUUCCCUUUCACUAUUAAAAUAAUGAAAAUGACUGAAAAAAUAUCCCAUUGUAUAAAAAGAUAUAUGUAGUGUAUGCUUGUGUUUAGUGAGCGUUCAUGCUGUCAUUCUUUCCCAAUGUAUGGUGGUGAACUAUGGUGGCAAUGUGCUGUCCUAAAAGGACCAGCCCAGAUCUGUUGUGAAACCCUUUUUGUAGACCCGCUCAUCAACUGUGACAGUGAAGUAGUGAAUUUCAUUUCUUCUUUUAUUUUUGUUUUUUAUUUUACCUGGAUGGAUACAGUGGUAAUGUGUUUUGUUUAUAAAUCACUAAUAAAGUUUUCUUUCUUAAAAUAAAUGCAAA